AUGACAGCAGAUUGGCAGCCUGACGAUGACAGCGACAACAAAAGCGACGAUGACAAGACCCAGGAAAAUGAGCCAGCUGAGGCUACUACAGGUGGGCGCGAUAGGGGGGGAAGGAUUCUCAAUUGGUUACUGGACCACUAUGCAGACCGUCUCCGCUUUGACAAACGUGAUCCUACUCAGGAUAGGCGCCCAUAUCUAGACAACCUCAUCGCAACUGCGAGGGCCGACCCAUUAACAGUACUGGCUGCAGCUGAUGGCUCUGUCCCUCAGUCUAACCAGUAUCAGGCGACUUCGGCCGCUAUCAUCUACAAGGGACAUCGCGAGCUCGAAAGGACUUGCUAUGUAUCUGGCAGAGUUACUGCCCCAGAUGCGGAACUCAAUGCCAUUGCGUGUGCAGUGCACCUGGCUGUCAAGCAAGCAAACUGUCAACAUAUCAUGGUCUUUACUGACUCCAUGGGCUCAGCCCAUAGAGCGGUGGACCCAUCUGUGCACUCCAGUCAGGCUUUCAGUCUGUCAGUUUGUCGUGUUCUCCAAGAGUGGUUCAAGGCAGAUGAUCUCCGCCACAUGACCUUCAUCUAUGUUCCUUCUGCUCUGCGGUGGGACAUCCAUGGUGAAGCACACAAGUAUGUCACCAAACUCAAAGUCAGGGUUGGACGUCGCAAGACGGACAAUUCAAUAGACAUGCUUUGCUCUCGAGCUGUGCACUCAAGUCUGGACGCAUGGGGCUCCAUGUUCCAGGAUUGUACCUACCAAGGCUCUGAAUUCUUGGAGCUUCAACGGCCUGACAGGCGGCUGAUCCAACCAUACCUCAAUGGGGGACCUUGGCUUUCAUAUUUCGGACACAGUAUUACUGAAUUCACUUGUGUCUGCUGGUGUAUAACUGGCCACGUGCCCAUUGGAGCGUACUACCGUCGCUUCAAGAUCAAUGAGCCUCAUGGCUGCACUUGCAGGGCUGCUUUGCAGUCCCGCCAGCACGUCCUCUUUCGCUGCUGCAAUCAAUAUUCUGUACACCAUCCCCACUUUCUUGGGGAUAUUGCAUUGUUUAUGAAGUACAACCCUACAGCAUUUGGCUUCAACCGGGACCCUUCAGGGGUUGGAUGA
Messenger RNA from Cyclocybe aegerita, 1101 nucleotides. Lineage: Eukaryota; Fungi; Basidiomycota; Agaricomycetes; Agaricales; Hemipholiotaceae. The record is from the annotation of a GenBank genome assembly.